AUGAACACAAUUUCUAAAUUUUCUAAUCAAAAUACCGUCACUCAUAAUAAUAAAGAUGAUAUCAACAAAAAAUUUGGUAAAGAAAAGAAAAAAUACAUAAACAUACUUUCUAGUAGAAAUCUCAACUCCAACAACAAAGAGAACGUUAUGGGAAUUUCAAAUUCAAAAGUAUCAAGGAAGGAAGAAAAUACUCUCAAGAAAGAUCCUAUUACGAAUAAAAAGAAAGAAAUAAGAACUGUUACUACUACUAUUACCACCACACCACCACCAAUAUCGGUAACACCCAUAACAACCUCUGCGCCUUCUACACCGUCUUCGUCGCCUGUGUCGUCUACAAUAUCAAGAGCAACUUCACCUCUUCCUCCUACACCAAAGGAGGAAAUUGAUAUCGUUUCUCUUCUUCCUACACCAAAGGAAAAUGCUGUUAUCGUUUCCCUUCCUCCUACACAAAAUGAAAAUGUUAAUAUUGAGGAGGAGGAACCUUUGUUAAAACCAAACCCUAGACCAGUAGCUUCAUUUUGGACAGUAGAAGAAGUUGAUCUAACAAAGGAUAAUGCCGAUUGGGAAAAUAAAUUAAAUGAUGAUGAAAAAUAUUUUAUUUCUCAUGUAUUAGCCUUUUUUGCGGCAUCCGAUGGUAUCGUGAAUGAAAAUUUGGUGGAACGUUUUAGUAGUGAAGUACAAAUUCCCGAAGCGAGAUGUUUCUACGGUUUUCAAAUUAUGAUGGAAAACAUUCAUUCGGAAAUGUAUUCUCUCUUGAUUGAUUCUUAUAUUAAGGAUCCGAAAGAAAGAGAUUAUUUGUUUGAUGCUGUUGAGACGACGGAAUGGGCACUUCGAUGGAUUGAAGAUAAACAAUCAUCAUUUGCUGAACGUCUUGUGGCAUUUGCGGCGGUAGAGGGAAUUUUCUUUUCUGGAUCAUUUGCAUCAAUAUUUUGGCUUAAAAAGCGAGGGUUAAUGCCAGGAUUAACAUUUUCCAAUGAAUUAAUUUCUCGGGAUGAAGGAUUACAUUGUGAUUUUGCAUGUUUACUCUUUUCACAUUUACGUACUCAACCAUCAAAGGAAAAGGUGAGAACUAUUAUUAUAGAAGCGGUUAUUAUUGAACAAGAAUUUCUUACAGAAUCGUUACCGGUAAAUCUUAUUGGAAUGAAUGCGAAAUUGAUGAAACAAUAUAUUGAAUUUGUGGCGGAUCGAUUGUUGGUUGCAUUAAAUUGUGAUAAAUAUUAUAAAUCCGAGAAUCCAUUUGAUUUUAUGGAUUUAAUUUCUUUACAAGGUAAAACCAAUUUUUUCGAAAAACGCGUCUCGGAUUAUCAAAAAGCCGGAGUCAUGAGUAAAUCAAAAUCCAUGUGUAGUAACAAUGAUCCUAUGGCGAAUAUUUUUACACUUGAUGCCGAUUUUUAG
Messenger RNA from Diversispora eburnea, 1395 nucleotides. The record is from the annotation of a GenBank genome assembly. NCBI's taxonomy places the organism in Eukaryota, Fungi, Glomeromycota, Glomeromycetes, Diversisporales, Diversisporaceae.